ACAGUCUCAGGUCCUGGCUGCACACAGAUCUACAUUUUUAUUCAUUUUAAUUCAUCUCAGAGUUUCCAGCAUGUCGGCUCCCGAGAGGCUGCAGGAGAUUUUUAACAACAGCACUGAGAAAAACACCACCGGAGCAAAAGACUGGACUGAGGUGUAUGAAGCCGUCAGGUGGAUCCAGCUCGUCAUGGCUCUGCUCAGUGUUCUGGGUUCAGGCUCCAUCAUCGUCUGUCUGAUGUUACAGAGACUCAGCCGCACGCCCGAGCUGCAGCCUCUGUUCCUGCUCAGUGUGUCCGAUCUGCUGCUCGCUCUGUGCUGGCUGAUCGGAGCCGCUCUGUUCUCUCAACGCUGCGGCAGCCUGAACACACACUGCUACCACCUGCACACUGUGGAGCAGGCUCUCUACAUGGCCUCCUUCUUCUACACACUCAACUAUGUGUUUGACCUCUACACCGGGAUCAGAGAGAAGUUCUACAGCUGCAUGAAUGGAUUCAUACAGGUUUCCAACAGAGUGAGCACCGCCGGUAAAAUCACUGCGCUGCUUUCAGGCCUGUUUCCUGUGCUGCUGAUGACGCCUGUCUUUAUACUGGGAGGCAUCAACCACUGUCAAACCAACUUCAGCCAGCCCUACAGGUGUCUGCUGAUGCACACUGGAGCGCUGUUUCUUACCUCAGAGCACCAGCUGCCAAUGGGACCCUGCAGAAGGCUGCACUCCUUCCGCAUCGCCAUCUUCCUCACCACCUUCCUCCUCACACUUCUCAGCAUCACAGUGCUCAUGGUUAAAGCCCGUCGCAUUUACAGGCGGGUUGUGACGGCAAACGGUUACCUAGGCAACCAGCAGCGGGCCUCCUUCCGUGUGAUGGAUCGGCGGAUGCUCCUGUACCCGCUGGUCUUUGUCCUCUGUUGGGGUCCAGCGGUGGGUCUGGCAUUUCUUCGGGUGGUGAAGCCCUCAGCAGGUCAGGGCGAGGCCUGGGUCGCCCUAUACAUAUCUCAGGCUUUCACCUCGGCCUCUCAGGGUUUCCUCAACUGUCUGGUCUUCGGAUGGACUCGUGCACGUCUCCGGCAAGCUGGCAAGAUGGUUUUAUCUCGAGACGCUGACACUCAGACACCUCUGCUGAGAUCUCAGAGGAACAGAGGCUACCAAACACUCCGCACUGGCUGAAAGACGCAGGGGAGAAGUGACAGUGAAACUGAAAGUGAAACUGAGCAGGUGCAGCAAAGACUCAAGCGAUAAGUCUGAACUUUCACUUUCACUGACAGGGGAAAACACCACGGCUGAGCGUCUGCAGGGGACAAAGACAUCCACCUCUGAUCCUGAACCACUGACGUGAGAAAAAAGGGAAGAAGAAGAAGCAGGGGGACUUUACGUUGAGAAAUACAGAGACAAAGAAAACAGGAUUUGAGAAGGAUGUGGCUGCAUUGACUGAACUGACAGACCUCAUAGGUGGUUUGUUUUAAUGUCACUUUCCAGGUCACAUGACUCCUGUGGGUCAGUGUCUGGAGGUCCAUUUAGCAGGUUAUUCAUCAGAAGCUAAGCUGAAAAGGACAAAAAGAAAAUAUAUUUUACAUUUUUAUUUGUAAUGCAUUAGAGGUAGAAAGUGAUUUUACAGUUUACAUGAACCAGAGAAAAGAAGCACUUCAUUUUUUUUAAUAUUCAAAGGCCACUAAACUUUCAGAUUAAUAUUAAGACAAAAAGUGCAUUGAAUAUGUGGGUUUGUCAAGUUUGAUACUACUGUUGAAGCCCAGUGCUGCUCUUAUCCUGCAGGUUACAUAAAGGUUAAAGGGAUUUAGGACCUGAGUUUAAACAAAGAAAGCUGGUUUAUACAUUUUGUGAUAACUGAAGCAACCUGAAUUUCUUUUUAUAGGAUGCUUGGUAGUGAUUAAAGCUGGGUGUGCAGUUUUAUUUUGGUGUCAUUGGGUAAAAGUCCCAUAAUAAACUUUGAGCCUAUUGUAAUUCAAAUGGUCUGAGAGAAAACUAGACUUCUGCUCCUCCUCUUGGCUCUGUUUUCAGGCUUAAGGAAGUCUAGCUGUGAUGGGGGAGACUACAAAAUCACAAUCACAGGUCAUUUCAGAGAGGUGGUGUUCCUGUUGGCUGUUCUACAGAUACAGAUGUGCGUGCACGUCCCUUCAGAUGGUGAAAGUCUGAAUCAAUGAUGUGGAGAAAGUUGCUAUUCCAUUUGGCAUCAACUGACCACCUAGCCAGGAGGAGAGUGGGCAGUAGCUCCAGAGAUGGAGCCCCCGUCAGCGGCCACAGCAAUCUGAAUCAAGCCAGGGGACCGGACAGCCCGACUCCCCGCAGAAUCAGCAAACUUUCUGUUGCUGCUGUCACACAGACACACCAAACCAACAUCAAAGAGCUAGCAGCCACAAAAUCCAACUGUUAUGUUGCCUCGCAUCACCUGUACCUACAGCCAACAACAAACCACCACGUAUGUUCUGCACUUGCGUGAGAGGUAAUAGCUCUCCACACCAGCAGGCAGCGGUCAUCUGUUUUCUUUAUUAAAAGUGAAACCGGAAGACUAACAGGACGGAUCAAAGAUGCCAGUAGGCACACUAACAACAUAACUUGAUGUUUAUAGAACGGAGCAUAUUUACCAUGAAAUGUUUCUGAUACAGAGCUCAGUGGCUAAAAACAUAAUCAUACCUAAUACAACAAGUUUGUUUUGGUCUCACUCCCUCUUGACUUAAGCUGUUUGUUUACUUUCCUCACUUCCGUUUCUCUUCUCGUGUGCUGAGCUGAACUGACAAUCAGAGGGAUUUCAUUCAACAUGCUGAAUUGGCUGACAGAAAGCCGACAAGGGACAUACUGCAAAGACAAGGGCAACAGAUGCUCACCGAUGGCCCGAAAUUGACCAGUGGUUGAUCGUUGGCUUGGUGUGUCAGAGCCUUUAGACCUGGCGCUGUUGCUGGCCGCCAGCCCGCUGUGACACCCGGCACUGAGGGAUUUUUGCUGGGUGAAUUUGAGCCGCUAAAGCUGCCAACCAAAGGUCCGUCUCUGGAGCUGCUGCAGGGGACCACAUCUGGUGGGAGGGGCUUGGGACAGAGCUGCAGGAUGAGGGUCUAUUUUCAAAUUCUGCCAUUGUUUUGCAUUUCACAGAUUUGUGGUCACCGAGCUUUAAGUUUGUUUUUUCUGUCAGUACUGGUUGUGUUACUUUUGUCAUGUUGGUUGAAGCUCUGCAUGAUUUCUGCUUCCCAAAGAUUUCCAAGUGUUGUGAGGCAGAAACAUUUUGUACAGUUGUUUGACUCAGCACCUGAAGAAGAUUCAUAGUACAUGUGUUUUGCACACUGAUUGGUUGAAGCUCUGCAGUCACGCUGCUGAAUGGACUCAACGUUUACAUUCUGAGCUGUUUGUUUCCUUUUGUUUGGUCAAAUUAUAAU
Epinephelus moara (kelp grouper) is the source of this 3375-nucleotide messenger RNA. It is a transcript of the gene tmem116, whose product is annotated as transmembrane protein 116. The transcript has 11 exons. The coding region runs from base 71 to 1159 and encodes 362 amino acids. The record is from RefSeq and is a predicted model, not a curated record. Gene Ontology annotation, cellular component: plasma membrane. Gene Ontology annotation, molecular function: G protein-coupled receptor activity. NCBI's taxonomy places the organism in Eukaryota, Metazoa, Chordata, Actinopteri, Perciformes, Serranidae. Gene Ontology annotation, biological process: adenylate cyclase-activating G protein-coupled receptor signaling pathway.